AUGAGCGAACGCGUCGACAUCCCGCCGCCGUCCGCGCCCGCGGCGACGCCGCCGCGACGACGACCGCGCGACGCGUCCGUGCCGUCGACGCCGCCGAGCAACGGCAAGCCGCGCCUCGCGAGCGCCGGCGGAGGAAAUCAUGCGGCGAAGACGACGACGCAUUAUUCUGGCGAACUGCGCGUGUUCCGCGACGACGACGACGACGACGUAUUCGACGACGACGACGCGCGCGACGACGCGGAAAACGCGCCGCGGGCGUCGUCGUCCUCGGGGGCGUCCUCCGAGGGCGACGAGGGGAUCGACGGCGUCGCGGCCGCGGUCGACGAAUCCAUCGCGCUCGCGAGGAUGCUCGAGGAGCAAGAGCGCGCGUACUUCGCGCUCGGCGGCGGCGACUACGACGCCGCCGCGGGCGUCGUCGGCGGCGCCGCCGACGAAGGCGAAGAGGACGAGGACGAGUCCGUCGCGCUCGCGCGCGCGCUGAUGGAAGAAGAACGCGCGCAGUGGCGCGCGCGGAUGCUCCAGAUGGCCGGACACGCCGUGGACGAGGAGACGGGCGUCGUGUACAGCGACGACGACGGCGUCGACACGGACGCGAUGACGUACGAAGAUCUGACCGCGUUGGGCGAACGCAUGGGGACGCAGGCACGUUCAGGGUCUCACACUGGUUUCCAUACGACCCCGUUGGCGGGCCUGCCCGACGACGUCAUCGACGCGCUGCCGGUGGAGCCCUGGUCCUCCGUGCUGUCGUCGAAACGGCGUGGCGGUAAUAAUUAUGACACGUCAGCGAAUCAAGAGGAGAAUCGGAUGGACGACGAUAGCCAAUCGGAGGACUGCGCGGUGUGCCGGAUGGCGUUCGAGGAGGACGACGCGGUGACGACGCUGCCGAGGGUCCCUCGCUUUCAAUCCCGACACACCUCGACGCCUUUCAACUCCGCUUCUGACGCCUUUCAACUGCACCCCGAUAUCAACGCUCGUGUGGACGAUUACCCUCAGUACCACGCGGAGUGCCUGCGGCCGUGGCUGGAAGAUAACCGGUGCUGCCCGAUGUGCAAGCGCGAGAUCUCGGACAAGACGAAGUGA
Messenger RNA from Micromonas pusilla CCMP1545, 1080 nucleotides. RefSeq lists its product as uncharacterized. The transcript is spliced from 4 exons. The coding region runs from base 1 to 1080 and encodes 359 amino acids. The record is from RefSeq and is a predicted model, not a curated record. Lineage: Eukaryota; Viridiplantae; Chlorophyta; Mamiellophyceae; Mamiellales; Mamiellaceae.